Leguminivora glycinivorella is the source of this 3513-nucleotide messenger RNA. RefSeq names its product organic cation transporter protein-like. Gene Ontology annotation, molecular function: transmembrane transporter activity. The transcript is spliced from 8 exons. NCBI's taxonomy places the organism in Eukaryota, Metazoa, Arthropoda, Insecta, Lepidoptera, Tortricidae. Gene Ontology annotation, biological process: transmembrane transport. The record is from RefSeq and is a predicted model, not a curated record. Bases 822 to 2384 code for a protein of 520 amino acids.
CCACUCCCGCGCAAGCUGUCCGGCCGGCGGGACGUGCUCACGUUCUUAUAUACUUCCGAAUCCUAUUAACUUUAUCCAUCAAUUAAACACCUUUCAGUUUCAACAAUUGUCCUUCGCAAAUUUUUUUGGCGUCAAAUUUAAGUACUUAAGGUUUAAAUACUGUCCGUUAUCUAUAAAUAGAAGCACCGGUAUUUAUUUACGUUCAGUUGUAACUUGACAUUCAGUGUUCAGUGCGUGUUGCCGGCGCGGCGUAAGGGUUAUUUAAAGUCCCGAUAAAAGUUACCUUUUAAAUUUAAUUCUAUGUUGGCUGUGAAUUGUGCAAAGACUAAGUAAAACUGUUUAAUUGAUUGUGAAGACUAAAAUCUCAAAAUUAUAAAAUAAUUUUAUUUUUAGAAUAAAUUUACUUAGCUACAUGAUUACAUUAUAAUAACAUCAAGUUAGUAUUAAAUUAACUAUCUAAUGAAAAGUUGCAAAAACAAUUGAAGAUUAGAUUGAGAAAAGCAGUUCAAAGACAUUUGAUGGUCUAGUCCUAAGUGUCCUAGGUUAAAAACCGACUGAAAGGAGUUAAAAGUAUCAACAAAUACACGAAGCUUUUAACAAAAGCGUAAGAUAGGAGUCGCGUCUCCGGCUGUCCGUUGUGUCCGGUCCGGACAUUGCCAAUUUAACUGAACAGGAAGAGUGAAGAUCGUCUCCGCCCCUCAUUGCAUUAGUGCUGCGACCACCAGCAAAACAAGAAACUAAACAUUGAAAAGUGACGAUCAUCACCUCGGACAGUUACUGCAACUCUCCUGGGAGUACCAGGAAGACAGAAAGAAGGAGGGAUGAGUAACGCGGGAGCGGAGGGGGUGUGCGGGUGGGGGCGCUGGCAAGCGCGGCUGGCGCUGCUGCUGGCGCUGCCUGUGCUGCUCACCGGCAUGUACUGCACCAACUACGUGUUCCUGGCCGCCGCCUCCAGCCACAGAUGCCUGGUGCCAGAAUGCGAAGGCGACCUGAACGAGACGUGGUACCACGCCGCGGGCGCCGAGUGGGGCGAGUACGCGCUGCCGCGAGACUCGUGCUCGCGCUACCAGCCGCUCGACGGCGCGUGUGCGGCCGACUCCUUCAACCGGACACCCGUCGCGUGCGAGCAGCUCGUGUACGACUCGCACAGCAGCAUCGUGGCUGAGUUCAACCUGGGCUGUCAGGAAUGGAAGCGGUCGCUGGUGGGCACCAUCCACAACGUGGGCAUGCUCAUCUCGCUGCCCAUCAUGGGCCACGUCUCCGAUCACUACGGCCGCCGCACGGCACUAAUAGUAAGCGGCGUGGGAGCCGGCAUCCUCGGGCUGUGCAAGUCUCUGGCCGGCUCUUACUACGCGUACCUGAUGUGGGAACUGCUGGAGACCAUCCUCGGUGCCAGCGUCUACCCAGCCGCGUUCGUGCUCAUGAUCGAAUGGCUGGGCGUGGAGCACCGCAUCCUGACGAGCCUGGUGCUGGGCAUCCCGCUGGCGGGCGGCGCCGCGACGCUGUCCCUGCUCGACUACCUGGCCGGGUACUGGCGCUCCUGGUGCCGCCUCGCCUACCCGCCCUCGCUGCUGCUGCUGCUCUACCCCUGGCUGCUGCCCGAGAGCGUGCGCUGGCUGGCCAUCCAGAACCGCGUGGCCGAGGCCGUGGCCGUCAUGAAGCAGGCCGCCAGGUGGAACCGCGUGCACGCCUCCGACGAGGCCUUCGAGAAGAUGCUGUGUGACCAGAAUGAGAAGGCUCCGGUGACUAAGGUCGAGGAUGAGAGCCUGUUUGCAGCUUUUAUUAAAUACGGCGCCCUCCGGCGGCGGCUGAGCGUGUGCUUCGUGUGGUGGGUGUCGGCGGUGUUCGUGUUCUACGGGCUGGCCGUUCACGUGCACGCGCUGGGCGGCUCCGCGCACGCCACCUACGCGCUGGUGGCGGCGGCCGAGCUGCCCGCGCUGCUGCUCAACACGCUGCUGCUGGACCGCGCGGGCCGCCGGCCGGUGCUGACUGCCGCCUUCCUCACCACGGCCUGUGCGCUCGUGGCGCUCUCAUGUUUGCCAGAGGGUAGCGGAUGGUGGGCCACCGCGCUGUACCUGGUGGGCAAGCUGGGCGCCACGAUGUCGCUGAACGCGCUGUACGUGUACACGGCCGAGCUGUUCCCCACGCGCGCGCGGCACCGGCUCCUCGCGGCCUGCUCCACGUGCGGCAGGCUGGGCGCCGUGCUGGCGCCGCUCGCACCCAUGCUGGCGCAGGUGAAGCCGUGGCUGCCGACGGCGAUCUUCGGCACGCUGCCGCUGCUGAGCGCGGCGCUGACGCGGCUCAUCCCCGACACGCUGCACGCGCGCCUGCCCGACUCCUUCUCCGACCUGGACCCGGCGCGCAUACGCGCUGCCGAUGUUUGAGCUCACUACAGCCAUGUGCCGACAUCUGAGCCCACUGGAACCAUGGCUGACGACGUCGGAGCUCACUCAACAGUGUUAAAUGGUCAAGAGAUACCUAUUGAUGGGUCUCAUGAUGACCGGACUUGUGAAAACCCUACGAAAACACUAUGUUGAUUGUUGAUGCAUCAACGAGGAUUUUUUGCGUGUAUUUUAAAACUAUUAGCAGAACAGUGUUAACUUGCUGACUCUUGCCAGUUGCUGGUUUGGUCAUCUGUAUUGGUACUUAUAGUGAAACUUUGAUAUUUCGAGCUUUAUGUGAAGAAUCAUACUCUAUGGAUAUCUUUAUUGUAUUAUAAUACUUUCAUAAAGUAUUGCAUAGGUACUUUCUUUGAGAUACUUUGCAUACUUUUCUUUUUAUAAUACUUUCUUUGAGAUUGAUAGGUAUAAGUUAAUAAUUGUGUAAAUAAUGAUUUAAAUUUGUAAACGGGACUUAAUUGAAUAUAUUUAAAUAAGUUUUCCUAUAUCCUAUACUUAAAUCCCGUUUGCAAUUCAAAUUUUGUAUAAGUACUAUAAUUAUGUUGUUUUAAUUAUUAUUAGCAAAGACAGAAUAGUUGUAGGUGGCUUCAAUUGUAAUUAAUUAGGUAUCCUUACAUGGAUUUUAUAGAUAAAAUGUGCGUCUUAAGAGGUUACUUUUGAAUUCCGAGCGAUAGUAAAUCUUCGGAGAAUAUGAAAAGAAAUUAAGAAUCUACUGUUAUUGACCAUUCGUUUUUAAUUUCUUACUGUAAUUUAAAUGCCUUUUAGUGGAUAUAGUAUAGAAGCGAGCCACACGAAAUAUUAUAUCGCUUGAUAGGAGUAAAACAUUCGGAGGCAAGGACUUUGAGUUAUACCUAGUGAAUGUAUGCGCAUCAACACAAAGAGAGUCCUGAACGACAGGAGAAGAGGGCGAGCACUGUACGUGUACAGCAUUUCAAUUCUCAAAAGUGGAAACUAAUACAUUCCACUAACUUGGCAGAAAUUUACUUUGGACACAAAGUACAACCUUUCUCCAAAUCUAGCAUUUAACUAGAAUAGAGAACUCUAAAGGUUGAAUUUAAUGUUGUUACUUUAGUGUGUAACAGUUGAAUGAAACUAUGAUAAAUGGUAAAACCAC